Biomphalaria glabrata is the source of this 375-nucleotide messenger RNA. RefSeq lists its product as uncharacterized. Bases 1 to 375 code for a protein of 124 amino acids. The record is from RefSeq and is a predicted model, not a curated record. NCBI's taxonomy places the organism in Eukaryota, Metazoa, Mollusca, Gastropoda, Planorbidae. The transcript has a single exon.
AUGGUGCGCCAAUUUCAAGAUAACAUGCAAGCAAGAGUCCAAGACAGCGGAGACUACUCCAAGCCUUUUCCUGUCUCAAAUGGUGUGAAGCAGGGCUGUGUGCUGGCUCCAACGCUUUUCAGCAUAAUUUUCACAGCUAUGCCGAAAGAUGCCUUUUGCACAGAAAGCAUUGGAGCUGGUUUACGAUAUCGCACUCAUGCAAGUAUAUACGGUGCUCAAAGACUUAAGGCAAGGACCAAAGUAAAGUAUGGCUACAUCAGAAACCUGCUAUUCGCCAACGCCUGCAAAAAUUUUGGCCUCACCAUAAAUGUAAAAAAGAAGUGCUGCACCAACCUCCUGGAAAUAAAUCUUUCACAAAACCAGCCAUUCUUAUAG